CCAAGGGAGGGCAGCAUUGGUGUGCGGUCGAGUACAUGAUUAAAAUCUUCAUGACCUGUAUGAUCUGCCUCAGCGGAAAGAGGGAUCGUAUCUUCUUUCUCCUUCUCUUUUCUUUCUCUGACAUGUCACUCAGAGAGCAGCAACAGACAUAGUAGUAGUCUUCACUCUUCAGCGAGAUUGAGAGAGAUCUUGUAAUCAAAUUGAUUAAUUUGCUUUAGAAGAAAAAGAUGGAAGAAGCGAAAGCAAUGGCUCAACAUCAGCAGCAGCAGCAGCUAUUGUUACAGCAGCAACAACAGCACCAGCAACAGCAGCAGCAGCAGCAACACCAGCAACAGCAUCAGCAGCAGCAGCAGCAGCAGCAACAACAACAACAGUUAUUGCUUUUACAUCAAUUACAAAGACAACAGCAACAGGCGCAACAGGCCGCUGCCAUUUCUCGUUUCCCUUCCAACAUCGACGCUCAUUUGCGCCCACUCCGAGCCCUCAAUCUCCAACCUAACCAAAUCUCCAACCCCAACCCUAACCCUAACCCCAACCCCAACCCCAACCCCAACCCUAACCCUAACCCCAAUUCUGUUCUUCCCAAUCUCCAACAAAAUCCUAAUGAGAACCCGCAGCAACAGCCCCAACAGCAGCAGCAACAGAGGGCGAUCCGUCCGGGUAACCAGGCCGAGCUGCAAAUGGCGUACCAGGACGCCUGGCGGGUCUGCCAUCCGGAUUUCAAGCGUCCCUUCUCUUCUCUCGAAGACGCAUGUGAAAGGUUACUGCCUUACCAUGUGGUGGCAGAUUAUGAGGCUGAAGAGGAUGACCGAAUCCUUGACUCUGACACUACAGGCAUGAUGCCAUCUCGCUCUCAGCAGUGGGAUCACAACAUUUCUGCAAAAGUUGCUGAGUUUACAGCAACGUUUGAGAAACAGGCACUGGCCUUCAACAUUAUCUCCCGCAAGCGUGCUUUUGGGGAAUUUAGAUCAGAAGAGAGACUUAUGAUUGAGCAGGCUCUUUGCCAAGAAGAAAAACGAGCAUGUCUGGAAUUAAGAGCAGAGCUUGAUUCAAGAGAAAAAGCUCGAAUGGCAGCGAUUGUUCAGGCAGAGCAAGCUCGGGUUGAGUCACAAACACAUGCCGAAAUGUUGGCUCGGGCCCCAAUAAGGGCAAGUGCACUUGGGGCUCAAGGCAAUGAUGUCCCGAUUGGUCAUGAUAUGAGAGUACAGGAACACGGGGCUAACCCAGAAGAGAUGAUAAAUGGAUGGGGAAAUAGUAUGCAAAGAGAUGAGAAAGAACCAUCUGAAGAUUUUCUAAAUGACGAGGAGACUGAGAAUGGAUCUACUGGCAUGCAGGAUGGCUGGCGUGAAGUUGGAGAAUUUGAUUUGAACACACGUUAAACAUUCCAACUCUAGUCUAACAUACCAACUGGGAUGUUGAUAAACGAAACAAAUGCACAUUACGUGGAAGAUUAGUUGGCUGAAGCUCUCUUUGAAUAAUUGUGUAUUUAGUGAGGCAUGAAAAUUUGAGAAAUACUUACUGUUGAGAGUACGAUUAUUAGUGCGGUUUCUUAGUUUCAAUCA
Molecule: messenger RNA, 1562 nt
Organism: Rosa rugosa (rugosa rose)
Lineage: Eukaryota; Viridiplantae; Streptophyta; Magnoliopsida; Rosales; Rosaceae
Exons: 2
Coding region: 228-1379 (383 amino acids)
Biological process (GO): positive regulation of DNA-templated transcription
Cellular component (GO): SWI/SNF complex
Source: RefSeq, a predicted model, not a curated record